Molecule: messenger RNA, 1563 nt
Organism: Penicillium concentricum
Lineage: Eukaryota; Fungi; Ascomycota; Eurotiomycetes; Eurotiales; Aspergillaceae
Exons: 2
Coding region: 1-1563 (520 amino acids)
Source: RefSeq, a predicted model, not a curated record
AUGAUCAACAUAUCUGCGAUUGUUGAGGCGUUUCAAAUUUUGUCGAGACUGGAUGCAAUUAGCACCCAAGAGCUUAUACCAUAUCGAACCACAUUGGAACAAACCUUGCGAAUUAUAGAGAAAACACUAGACACUAUUCCGAGCGAGGCUCCACGGUCGGAAACCAGACUCCAACAAUCUUCCCAGCAGCCUACACCAACAACUUCCAUUACUUUUUCGGAAACACCUGCUAGCAGUGGGACGUCCUGCGCUACCAAAUCGUCAGUGGAAGAGACCGGUGAAAGCAAUGACACGACCGAGGAAUCAUUAGAAGCCUCGGAUGCUCAAAGGCUUAUGGAUGCGCUUCACGGUGCCCGUCGAUCUGAAAAGGUUUUCAAGUAUUUAUCGUCUCAUCGCGAUCCGCUUGCGCAGAACGGUGAUGAUUGGGUCCAAGAGGACCCUCGCGUGGUCGAUAUCCGACUUUGUAACCGAGGCUGCUCACUGGAUGCGAGUUUUCGACGCGGACUUGGACAAAGGUCCCUCGCAAUAGAGUUCGAUGAAUGGGAACGUGAAGUCUUCGGAACAUCACGAGUGUCCAUGCGUUCUCUAUAUCCAAAGAAAAUUGACGAUAACAGCGGGCUUAUCAGCAGGUUCCUGGAGCAAAGAGUUAUUCGAUUUCAAAACAAAGAAUCGGCAUCUCAUGGUAUUAGAGACGGCAUACGUUUGCUCGUUUUCGAACGGAUAUAUGGUCACAUUGGCGUUUCAGCCAUUCUGAUAUUAUUGUUCACUUUGUUUCGCGACGUCAAAUAUGGAAGUUUUGUGGCUCUGAAACGUCUGCUUGAGAAAUCUGGUGCCUGGCAUGAUUUGGCAAAGGACAAAUCUUCAUGGUUGACGGCCUGUCAAUUUCGAUAUGAUGUUUUUGAGCAGGAAAGUAGAGUCUUGGAACUUCCACCAAAUUUCAAUCAAUGUGACUACGGGACAAUCCCCUCAAUCAGCCAGGAUGAGACGGUGGAUAUGGAUCUCUGCGCCCAGUUUGACCCUGGCCGCAUCCCUCCAGUAUUCAACCAAUUUGACUACGGGACGAUCCCCUCGGUCAGCCAGGAUGAGGCGGUGGAUAUGGAUCUCUGCACCCAGUUUGACCCUGGCCGCAUCCCUCUAGCAUUCAACCAAUUUGACUACGGGACGAUCCCCUCGGUCAGCCAGGAUGAGACGGCGGAUAUGGAUCUCUGCGCCCAGUUUGACCCUGGCCGCAUCCCUCCAGUAUUCAACCAAUUUGACUACGGGACGAUCCCCUCGGCCAGCCAGGAUGAGACGGUGGAUAUGGAUCUCUGCACCCAGUUUGACCCUGGCCGCAUCCCUCCAGUAUUCAACCAAUUUGACUACGGGACGAUCCCCUCGGCCAGCCAGGAUGAGACGGUGGAUAUGAAUUUCUGCGCCCGGUUUGAUACUGGCCGCGCUCCAGUCUUCAAUUCCGGCUAUGGAACUAUUUCAUCGACUACCCAGAGCGAAGGCCAAUCUGAGGGCCUCCGCAAUUACGACAAUAAUUUUUCAUAUCGCGAACGCCCUAUGCUUUCCGUGUUUUGA